UGGCACAUGGCAGUGGAAAAGUUGCACAAACUGAAAGAUCCUUGGAAGAAGUUCAAACUGUACAACUAUCCGGCCGAACAUGCAAUCAGGCAUCGGUACAAUGCAAAGAAGAGGGAGUGGGUCAAGGAUGAUGUCAUCAUCAAGAUGGAGAAUGAGCCUUUCAACAGUGGUGCCAUGAGGACAUGCUACAGGCUGAAGACAAUGGCCCACGAGCUAGCGGAUUGGAGUUCGCAAUCUCGAAACUACGUGGCCAAGCAGUACAUGGAGGAGGUGAGUGAGGAGGUCUACAAGUUGGAUGUUCAACUGCAGAUGGAUGCCAAAUUGUGUGGGGAGGCCUACAAUAGACUUCGACCUCCUAAGCAGGUGGAUAUCCUGCAGAUGAGUGUGUUGGAGUUGAAGGAUCGUCCCGACCGUCCCUUCUUUCAUUUAGAACAUUACAUCCAUGGUGACUACAUCAAAUACAACUCUAACUCUGGUUUCGUUGAAGAAAGUCUUCGAAUGACACCACAGGCAUUCAGUCAUUUCACAUUCGAGCAUUCGGGCCAUCGCUUGAUUGUUGUGGACAUCCAGGGGGUCGGCGACCUAUGGACUGACCCUCAGAUCCAUACAGACGACGGUCUCAAAUAUGGGGAUGGAAAUCUCGGCACCAGAGGCAUGGCCUUAUUCUUCCAAUCACAUCGAUGCAAUGACAUCUGUAGGUCACUGAGACUCGCCAAGUUUGACCUUUAUGAACAUUUACAAACGCCAACAAAUAAUUUUGCAAAGAAAUACGAAGGGACUCGUUUGAGGGGCAGAGAGGAGGGCAUUGACCUUGGAUCAUCCCCUUACCUUUCAUACUCCCUCACCUCUGACCCCAUGGCUGUCUUCAGAAACCGCCUGAAAACAAACUCCACAACAUCAGACUGUGAUGACAAAGUUAUGGCUAGAUCCAGAUCAUCAUCAUCAUCUUCAUUGUCACUUUCAUCGUCAUCAUCUUUUCACCACAAUCAUCAUACUCGUCAUUCUUCCCAUCAUCUUUCCACCAACAUCAUCACCAUCAUUCUUCCCACCAUCUUUUUACCACCACCAUCAUCACCAUCAUUCUUCCAAUCAUCUUUCCACCACCACCAUCGACACUUGAUAACAACCGACCAGAAUAUCCAGAUGGCGUUGAAGAGAGGAGCCAGGGCGUCGUGUGUGGCCAUGGAAAUGAAGAGGAGGUCGGUGGAUGUUGUCAUGCAGGAUUCUGUGCUCGGGAAGAUUCACCAUGACCUGGCCAAGUACCAUGAAUCAGGAAGAUUCGUGAAGGAUGGGGAGGAUGUGGACGCUAAGGCAGCUCUCUACCAUGAGCAGCUGGCAGCUGACCUUGGGGUGACCGAAGCAGCCCUGACCUUGGCCUACAUACACCUGGGCAUGCCCCAUGAUGUCCUUUCAAGUAUCACGGUUGGUCAGUCGAAAGAAGACAAAGAAACAGGCUUCAGAUACAUGCGCACGGCAGCUAGCAACAACGAUCGCAAAGCCAUGAUCUUCCUUGCUAAGGCCUAUGAAACUGGUGUGGGAUUGCCUACAAAUUGGUCAGUGUCCUACUUAGAAGCAUGUGCCUGGUACGAACGCGCCCUCGAUUGUUUGAACGGAAGUAGCAGUAGCCAGGAGUUCGACUCAACGAUGGACGAUCCCAGCUAUCAGAUCAAGGCAGCCCUAGCCAACAUGUAUCUCCAGGGGGGGAACAACUUGAAAGUGGACCCUGCCAAAGCUGGUGACUUAUACACGGAAGCAGCCGAUGAAGCCAUGGAAGCCAUGAAGGGAAAGUUGGCCAACAAGUUCUAUGCGCUGGCAGAAGAGGCUUAUGCU
Molecule: messenger RNA, 1830 nt
Organism: Helobdella robusta
Lineage: Eukaryota; Metazoa; Annelida; Clitellata; Rhynchobdellida; Glossiphoniidae
Exons: 14
Biological process (GO): protein phosphorylation
Molecular function (GO): ATP binding; protein binding; elongation factor-2 kinase activity
Source: RefSeq, a predicted model, not a curated record